Messenger RNA from Medicago truncatula (barrel medic), 767 nucleotides. RefSeq names its product chromatin-remodeling ATPase INO80. The coding region runs from base 133 to 426 and encodes 97 amino acids. The transcript is spliced from 2 exons. The record is from RefSeq and is a predicted model, not a curated record. Gene Ontology annotation, biological process: regulation of mitotic cell cycle spindle assembly checkpoint. NCBI's taxonomy places the organism in Eukaryota, Viridiplantae, Streptophyta, Magnoliopsida, Fabales, Fabaceae. Gene Ontology annotation, cellular component: anaphase-promoting complex.
GACCAAUUGAGGGGGCGUAAAAAGAAAUAAAAAAAAUAUCUCUCAGUAAGAAAGCAGAUGAACAAACAAGUCCAGACAUCAAACGAAACUAUUUGAAAAGCGGUUCAGAAUUCUCUCAGUCGGUGAUUAAAAAUGCUACAGUUUCCGGCGUUUAUGACACAGUACCAAUUAUCGACUCGGAUUCCGACGUCGUUUUUGCUACCAUCUCAAUGGCCUCAGCCUCAAAACGAAGAACUCCUUCUCGCCAUGGAAGAGUCUGAUUUUGAAGAAAAGUGCAAUGAAAUCAGGAAAAUGAACAGCAACCUAAUUAUCAUUGGGAAAACCACUAACGAAAAUGAUAAGGAAGAUUUCGACGAGGCUGAUGAUGAUGAUCCCGACAAUGCAGAAGAGUCUGAGGGUGAAGAAUUUGAGCAAGAAACUGGUUGAAGAAUCUGCACGUCAAUGCUCACUUAUAUUUUGUUGGUAUGCAUUAUUGAAUGACUGUGGCUCGUAUAAUUUUAUCAAGUAUCGACUCCUCAUUAAUAUUAUACUCUUUGUUACACAUGUUAUUUGAGGUGUGAGGGAAAAAUCAUGUUCACAAACUUUGAUUGGGAUAAAUGUUUAAACCCAAGUUCCACUAGUCAACUCAGUGAUGUAAAAGUCCAAUUAGGUUGAGUUUAAGUAGUAUGUGAUCGAGUUGAUUUGAAGUACGAACAAAAUAAAAUCAUAAAAUCUUUAUGUAGUCAUGUUCAAAAGAAAAAGUUCAUGCAAUUACUAAAUUUAUCAUA